Molecule: messenger RNA, 676 nt
Organism: Sphaeroforma arctica JP610
Lineage: Eukaryota; Ichthyosporea; Ichthyophonida
Exons: 3
Coding region: 186-599 (137 amino acids)
Source: RefSeq, a predicted model, not a curated record
CGCCAACGCACAAAUUUAUAUCUAAAUAUAUAUGGGGUCAUAAAUGAGACCUACAGUCUGCAGACGCUCAUUAUAGUUUCUACAAAGACACUACGAAUAGUUACACUUUAUUUGUAUACCUUGUUUAUAUUAUCCAACUGACGCGAAGUUGCCUCUCAUCGCUAUACGCAUAACUUCUAAAUAGAAUGAGUCAAGUCACGAGUACUCUGCGGUCGACCUUACGAGAAAUCAACAGACAGAAUGCCCCCCAGCAUGCAGCACCACUUCGCCGCUAUCUGGUAGACUUAUAUCGCAACAAUGCUACCGUUGACGGCGACAAACUGCGAGAGGUCAGAGUGGACGCACUCGAUUAUCUGGCUAUGUUGAGAAACCAUAACGAAUACAAGAGGCUCUUCGAGUUAUACUACCCGAGCGACAGCACCGAGAAUAAGAAGAUAGUGCAGAGUGCUGCCAAACGAGUUGGAUUGCAGGCUCCAAUUGAGUAUGAUCCUGAGAAUCCCACUGCCAAUGAUCCUAACGUAUAUAACGCUGCACGUAGAUCACAUAAGGCAGAUCAGGACAGUGCAGCUACUUUGGAACCGUUAAGAGACCCAAAAUAAAUCUACGUACUUUGUAGGUUUCUGGAUUUUGAUCUUGGGCAUUUGUUUUGAUUCCUGCCUUGUAUGAUUAACCCUGA